Messenger RNA from Dothidotthia symphoricarpi CBS 119687, 1428 nucleotides. Its product is annotated as PQ-loop-domain-containing protein. Gene Ontology annotation, biological process: basic amino acid transmembrane export from vacuole. The record is from RefSeq and is a predicted model, not a curated record. The transcript is spliced from 3 exons. NCBI's taxonomy places the organism in Eukaryota, Fungi, Ascomycota, Dothideomycetes, Pleosporales, Dothidotthiaceae. Bases 295 to 1209 code for a protein of 304 amino acids. Gene Ontology annotation, cellular component: fungal-type vacuole membrane.
CCAUGCCAGCGCCCACUGCAGCACUGUCGCCCUAGAUAGAUUAUCCCUCAAUGUCCUGCAUAACAUGUCCAGCGCUGUCACUGUUCUCUACAGCUUUGCACCUCCAUCGCAUGACCAACAAGGAGUCUGGCACUUGCCGAUAAUCAUCAAACCACGGCUCCACCAUUCGCCAGCACUACCAACACUAUAUCCACCCCGGCCAAGACCUGCGUCAUAACCUCUAGUGCUUUCCGAGACUUUUCCUCACAUCUUUGCCGUCGCAAACAGCGUGCAGAACAUUUACCUAGCGACAUCAUGCACCUCUCCAGCGUCAUCGCCAUGGCGCAGAUACCCACCCUGACCACUCGCGAGGCUCUGUCGGGUGUGUUUGGCUCCAUAUCCCUGGCCUCGUGGAUUUUUCUCUUGGUGCCCCAACUCCUCGAAAACUAUAAAUCCGGCUCCGCAGAGGGAAUCUCCCUCGCCUUCCUCACUGUCUGGUUCAUAGGCGACAUCACCAACCUCGCAGGCGCCCUCUGGGCUAACCUCGUCCCCACCGUCAGCGCCCUCGCAAUCUACUUCUGCUUCGCCGACCUGGUCCUCAUCUCGCAAUGCGUAUACUACAACCUCAAGAACUCGAAACGCAUACGCAAGGCCUCGACGCGCAGCCAGGACAGCGUUGAGCAACCACUGCUUGGCCGUAGGGACAGCAACAUCGGACUGCCAGGGAGCCACAGGCGCGAUUCAAGGAGGCGGAGCUCGUUGCCUGCGAUUGCUGAAGUCAAGGAUGCAGAGUACAGCGCGUGGAUCAAGAAUGCGCUUAGCAUUGUUGGAGUGUGCAUUGUUGGUACUGCGGGAUGGGCGCUUGCAUGGAAGACCGGUGUCUGGGUGCCCCAGCGCACUGACAACGAGCCGGCACAAAUUGCGCUCGGAGCGCAGAUCCUGGGGUACGCAAGCGCGGUAUGCUAUCUCGGAGCGCGUAUCCCCCAGAUUAUCAAGAACCAGAGGGAGAGGUCUUGUGAGGGCUUGUCGUUGCUGUUCUUCAUCCUCAGCUUGUUGGGCAAUGCUACGUAUGGCGCAGGUAUCCUCUUCCACUCCACCGAGAAGGAGUACUUCCUCACCAACCUCCCCUGGUUGAUCGGCUCCCUUGGCACAAUGGUCGAAGACGUGACAAUCUUCAUUCAGUUCCGUGUGUUUGGCAGCGGCGAGCAGUCCUCUGCUAUCGAGACGUAGACAUGCUAUGUGCACAUGCGCCACGCCAGUCACCCUUGUAGAGUUGAAGGGCUGUAUAUGUCACGAUUUAGAGCCAUGUUGAAUAAAUUUCGGUUAGCCAUCAAAAGUUUGUAGGUUUGUUGCUGUGCUUGGUCUUCGAUACCCGGUUUGGACCGUCAAUCUUCACCUGUUGUACAAUUUGCGAUAGAUAAUACAGGAUAAUACAUAAGAUAAAGGAAC